ACAAGCUGGUUGAAACUUUUUAAUGGUCACCUAUUGGUGCACACAUCAAGAAGAAGAAGAAAAAACAUCGUUUCUUGAAUAUGCAUCAAACAAAAACUCUUCAAAUAGUAGUGCUUGGGAUCCUUUUACUAGGACAGUGUCUUUCGUGGGAAUCUAUUUCCAACAGUUCUAGAACGGAGAUUCCAUCGAUACAAACAACUUUAAGCCUUGUGGAUGAUAGUAGUACUACAAAUGUAUUAUCCCGACGAAAACGAUACGUAGUUUUCCCGGAAGGAUCAAGUUUUUCGGUAGCCGUAUGCAUGACAAUUGGUGUUUACGGUAAUCCAAACUAUUCAAUGUUCAGUUGGGCUUUGAACUGGGGCAUCGCGUACAAUUUGCCCAACCAAACGAUGAGUUUCGAGAAUGAAAUGAUGGAACCCAAACCCAUGGCUCAACGAAGGCAUCGACGAGAUUUAUACUACAAACUGGAAGUGGCAAUGAAUGAUAUGGGCUACAACGGACGGGAAUGCGUGCUGCGAGCGUUGUGUGAAAGUUCGCAGUUCUUUGGUAAGAAAGGAUCCAACAUGGUUGCAGAAAUGUUACGAACAUUGUUUAGCUUUCCAAAGUCCAAAGUGUUGUCAUUUGAGCACAGUGAUACCAGAAUCUACGAUGAAGCCCACCGGAAGGGCAGAAACAAAGUGAUGUGCCAAUCUUUGUAUCCUACCUGUGCGUUCUCAUUGCUAGAGCUAGCGUUAGGAAAAUAUGCCAGUCCCUUCAGUUUCAUCAGUUUGACGAAAGUGUUAUCCCGGCGGAAGCGAUUCCUAGUUUUUCCCGAAGGAGCCAGUUUUUCGGUAGCGGCCUGCAUGUCAGUUGGUAUUUACGGCAAUCCGAACUAUAACAUGUUCAGUUGGGCAGUAAAUUGGGGCAUUGCGUAUAAUUUGCCCAACAACACGAUAAGCUUUCAUAUGGACUCGGCGGAACCCAAAGCUCCAGCUCAGCGAAGGCAUCGACGUGAAUUAUACUACAAACUGGAAGUGGCAAUGAAAGACAUGGGCUACAAUGGUCGAGAAUGCGUGCUGCGAGCGCUGUGUGAGAGUUCGCAGUUCUUUGGUAAGAAAGGAUCCAACAUGGCGUCGGAAAUGUUACGAACAUUGUUUAGCUUUCCAAAGUCCAAAGUGUUGUCGUUUGAGCACAGUGAUACCAGAAUCUACGAUGAAGCGCACCGGAAGGGCAGAAAUCAUAUUAUGUGCCAGUCACUAUAUCCUACCUGUGAGUUCUCGUUAUUGGAAUUGGCAUUGGGAAAGUAUAGCAGUCCUUAUAAUUUUAUGUGA
This is a messenger RNA of Ochlerotatus camptorhynchus, 1310 nucleotides long. RefSeq lists its product as uncharacterized. The transcript is spliced from 6 exons. The record is from RefSeq and is a predicted model, not a curated record. NCBI's taxonomy places the organism in Eukaryota, Metazoa, Arthropoda, Insecta, Diptera, Culicidae. The coding region runs from base 81 to 1310 and encodes 409 amino acids.